AUGUCUCAUCCACAGUCCAUUGGGUUGUCCACUAUUUCCGGCGUGACAGAAUUUGCAGACAACCACAACCCUCAUCUGACCUCUUCAGUCUUACAAGUGUCGUCUACUCCAGUGGGAGAUGAUCGCUCCUUGGCUAACUCGGGCUACUUGCCGGUACAUCAAGCAUCAGUCCCAGUCGAUUCUGAACUUGAGCACACGCCCAAGUCUAAAGAAGACAUCAGGUUAUCAAUGCAAGACACCUCCGUCCCAGAAACUAUUUCGUCCGCCGAUAAUCUUCCCGGUGCGCUCACUGUGAUUGCCAAAGCACCGGGGCGAAAAGCCGACAUGGUCAUAGCUCCAACCUGCAUAUCAUACGCCUUGGAAUCAGAAGGGGAUGGGAAUCAAGACCCAGACACUGCUGACUUGGCAAUGCGUUUGAGGGGUGGCGGUAUUUGUGAGGGGGAUUGUGUUGCUCGGACAAGACAUGGGGACACCACAUCGGAGAGGAUUAUAUCACUACAAGAUGAUAAUGGGAAUGCAUUGAGAGUUUCAAUCCAGGAAUCUAUGGGAACAACUGUUUUUGGCGGACCGAACCCGUGA
Tremella mesenterica DSM 1558 is the source of this 579-nucleotide messenger RNA. RefSeq lists its product as uncharacterized. The record is from RefSeq and is a predicted model, not a curated record. NCBI's taxonomy places the organism in Eukaryota, Fungi, Basidiomycota, Tremellomycetes, Tremellales, Tremellaceae. The transcript has 2 exons. Bases 1 to 579 code for a protein of 192 amino acids.